AUGUUCGGUAUACAUACACCGAAUGGCCACUCCUUCGAGUCGCACGCAUACUGGUACAUGACCACGUGUCACGAACUAGCCCACGCCUUCUCGUCAGCACACGACCAGACACAUGGGUCGUAUUUGUCCUAUUUUGCCGAGGCUUACAUGUCGGCCUUUGCGAAGUCUACCAAUCACUUGCUCGCCAGGAGUUCACCCUUGCUUAAGCUACAGCACAAAGCUGUAGGUCUGAAGCAGUGUAGCGUAACUAUGGUCAACAAUAGUCAAGAUAUAGCAAUAGAUAGCACCAUGGAUGACGACGAAGAGAAGCAAUAUGUAAAGCUGGUGAGCUCAGACGAGCACACCUUCCACAUUUCACGCAGAUGCGCGAUGGUAUCAGGAACGAUCAAGUCGAUGCUCAGCGGACCCG
Molecule: messenger RNA, 409 nt
Organism: Sphaeroforma arctica JP610
Lineage: Eukaryota; Ichthyosporea; Ichthyophonida
Exons: 3
Biological process (GO): ubiquitin-dependent protein catabolic process
Cellular component (GO): elongin complex
Molecular function (GO): protein-macromolecule adaptor activity
Source: RefSeq, a predicted model, not a curated record